AUGUUUCUCUCCCCGACCGUCUUGGGGUGGAGGACUCGCGGCUUCCGCUGGGAUCUGUGUCAGAGAGGCCGACGACGCUGGGUCCACAUCAACUAUCCACCUCGCAAUCGGUCGACCGUGCAGAUGCUCGACGAGAGCCAUGAAAAGCUCGUAUUCGUCUGCAACGGAUACAUCGACCGCCUCGACCCCCGUCUGCUGCCGGAGCGACUCAGAAAGAGGCUGGAGAGAAAUCGGAAGGCGGCGCUGACGCGUUUCGAUGGAAAGCUCCCUUGGGGGCAGGCCGUAGAGAGCGCUAUCAAACGGAUACACACACCUUGUCUGGCGUUCGCUCAGGCCCACUCUCACCAUCUCCUGGAGGCCUUUUCGAUGGCGGAGGUCUUGGAGAUUGAAAAACUCAUCCCUGAGAUUCGCGAGGCCUUCAAAGCCUCCAAGGCGAAGCUUGCGGAGCAGGAGGCGCAAGACAAGUUCACUCGCCAUGUCUCUGUCGACCUCGUGGACCUCAAAGAAGACCCAGUGUCCUUCCCCUUCACCUUGAAACAGCGCUGA
This is a messenger RNA of Toxoplasma gondii ME49, 546 nucleotides long. RefSeq lists its product as hypothetical. The coding region runs from base 1 to 546 and encodes 181 amino acids. The transcript is spliced from 5 exons. The record is from RefSeq and is a predicted model, not a curated record. Lineage: Eukaryota; Apicomplexa; Conoidasida; Eucoccidiorida; Sarcocystidae.